This is a messenger RNA of Colletotrichum orchidophilum, 1737 nucleotides long. RefSeq lists its product as uncharacterized. NCBI's taxonomy places the organism in Eukaryota, Fungi, Ascomycota, Sordariomycetes, Glomerellales, Glomerellaceae. The record is from RefSeq and is a predicted model, not a curated record. The transcript has a single exon. The coding region runs from base 1 to 1737 and encodes 578 amino acids.
AUGUCCAACUCCCGUGGCCUCCCCGAUGUCUUGAUGACAAGAGUUGACGAGUACGUCGACUCGCUCGCUCCACAGAUCCAACCGCGCAUCGCGUCGGAGAUCGAUACCUUCCAGACGAGAACCAUCGACAGCCUCGAGGAUCAAGUCGUUGACGCCUUUCGUUCACUCUUCAACAAGGAUAAGGCCUCCGGUGAUGGCUCGAGAGGGCUGAAUGAUACACCACCAGACGCCUACGGCAUCCAGUCCCUGCCCUUCGCCGACGAGAUUGGCAAGCUCACCCGCAGCUUCAGCGUCAUCACGGACGAAGCUGGCGAUGACCUCCGGGACAUUUUCAACCUCACCGACGAGGCCAGGGGAGGAGGUGGCGGCGGCGGCGGCCCCGAGACACAGUCCCGAAGCAUCAGCUACAGCGACUCCUUCAGCGGGGCCAAGGGUUUUCUCUCCUCCGCCAUCAACGUCGUCCAGGACCACCUGGACAAGAACAAAAGCUCAGGUGGCGGUGGCCAGGGCUUCGAGCUCGACGGCCUCCUCGGCGUGCUCAGCAACACCGUCAAGGACGCCGCGCGGAACCCCGAGGAGAAGGCCCGCCUCAUCAGCCCCGAGAUCAAGGAGAAGGUUGGCAUAAAGCUGCGGGAACAGCACGCGCGGAUCGCGGAGCAGUUUACAAAGAUUGCAUUGGAGCACAUCAAGCGCUGGCUGCGCGACAACACGAGCACGCGGGACCUCGGCGACGGCGUCAAAGGCGAGAUUGAGGACCAGGUAAAGGACCUGGUCAAGGGGCUCGGGGGCCUCUUUGGGAACAAGAAGAGUUCGCAUGGAGGUAGCCGCGCCAUCGGUGACCGCGAUGGCGAAGGGGAGAGCGAGAGGGGCGGCUUCUCCAAGGUUAUUAGCGACAAGCUAAGCACGGGUCUCGCCAAGGUCCACAGGGAGGUCCGCCUAGAGUUCCGCAAGAUCCUGGGUGCCAUUGAGAAGCAGCUCUUCGAGCUGUUGCCGGACGCCUUCCAGCGGCCUCUGGAGAAGAUCCUGGGCGGGAACCCCUUUGACGCCCAGCUCGAUCGCGACGCCGGCGGGCACGCGGACCGCGGGUUCGGAGACGACAUCAAGGUCAAGCUGGUGAACAAGAUCCGGGCCCUGGCUCGCAAGGUGCAGGAGACGCUGCGCGAGAGCAUCCUGGGCGUCGUCAAUGGUGGCCACCGCAAGUUUGAGCGCGAGAGCUGGGUGUUUGUGCAAAACAUUGUCGAGCAAAAGGUGCAAAAGUACCUUCCCAAGGUCAAAAUCAACGUGCCGGAUGACAUUGGCAACGAGAACGUCAGUGUCGGUGCUCCGACGGCGGGAUCUCAGCUUGGUGGUGAGGAUCAUUCGGGCCAGGCUCCGGGGGGCACCUACGCACCGCCCCCGUCGCAGCAGUAUGGUGGACAGGGUGCGCAUCAGCAGUCGUAUAACCCUCCUCCGAGCCAGGAGUACCGACCUGAGCAACAUUACCAGCAGCAGGGGCAGCAGCAAUCACAUCAAGAGUACCGUCCCGAUCAGAACCAGCCACCUUCAUCGUAUCAGCAAUAUCACUCUGAUCAGUACCAGGGUCAGGGGCAGAACCAGAGCUACGGCCAGAACCAGGGUCAGAACUAUGGAGGAAAUCAGGGUUAUGGGGGAAAUCAAGACCACGGAGGAAGCCAAGGCUACAGCGGAAACCAGAGUUAUGAACAAAACCAGGGAUACGGCGAAAACCCGCGGUACUAG